CUAUAAUAAUUAUUAUACUAUGACCAACAGUGAAACCCAUAGCUUUUCAGCCAAAUUUCUUCUUUUACCCCUCUAAAAUGUAUUAUUGGUAGCUUUUGUUUCUUUAGCUAUUGUUAGUCGGAGAAUCGGAUUAGCAUUCCAUUUGUGGCAUUAUGUUAGUCUACUAAGUAUCUUGUUGUUUUUUCUCUUUUUUGGUAAAAUUCGAUUUUUUUAGCUUAUUUGACCUGUCUUUCCUAAUUUAGACUGGAUUAUAUUUAUAUUUUACACCGCAUAAUGACGAAAUAAUUAAUAUAUAAUUUUGACAACAUUUUAUUAUUUACUUUUAAAUUUUCAGUACUUCUAAUUCUUAGAAUUAACAAAUCUAUAAAGCUUAUAAUUUGUCAGACGCAAAUCAAAAACUUAUAAAAGGUUAUUUUAAUUUUUCAUUAUUUUUUUUUUCUGGAGAGGCUUCCAGUACGUCUCAGACCAAAAGAAAAACAAUGUGCUGUAUCUGCCUUACUCCCCAACCAGUCUAUUUCUUUCCCCUGUGAUCUGCUUCAAUUCUGCUUUUUCCAAAUCACGUCUUAUAUUUUUACAUAAUCUAUUAUUAUUAUUAUUAUUAUUUUAUAAUGAAAAAUUGAAAAUUUAUAAUUUUAGUAUGACGAUAAAUACAUCUAUUUUAACAUACAAGUCCUAUUUAAACUAAAAAAUGAAAACAUUUUUCUUUUACAAAAAAAAAAAAAGAAAAAAAGACGUGGUCCGGGUCUAUCAUGAACCAAGAGGACCCCGCAAAAAUGGACCUGGUCAGGCAAGAAUGACCCGAUUAGGAAAAUCUCACCUGGCAGCUAACUUUACUGCCAAAAAAUUACUCCACUCAUUUCAUAGUAUCUAUAAAAACAGGCAGCUAGAGUUACUGACCAACUCAAGGAAAAAAAGACCAAUGGACAACUCUCUCCCUCUCCACAGCAAGAAUGUCCACAAGCUUUUCAUUCUCAUAAACAGGUCUCAUGCAUUUAUGCAUUGUAUCGCUAUAUCUUUCUUGAUUCACUAUAGAACAUCCUUUCUCUUUCAAGACCCUAAAACCGUAGUCACAUCUGUACCAUGGCUUCUCGUGUUUUUCUCUGAAAUUCUUCUUUUCUUUGCCUGGCUGCUUGGCCUGGCUCAUAGAUGGAGACCUAUUUCUCGAACAGUAUUUCCUGAAAGGUUACCUGAAGAUAGAAAACUUCCUGGGCUUGAUGUGUUUAUAUGCACUGCGGACCCAAAUAAAGAGCCAACUUUUGAGGUUAUGAACACAGUUUUAUCAGCUAUGGCAUUGGAUUAUCCUGCCGAGAAGCUACAUGUUUAUUUAUCAGAUGAUGGUGGUGCUGCUAUAACUUUGCAUGGCAUGAAGGAGGCUUGGAAAUUUGCAAAAUGGUGGCUUCCAUUUUGCAGGAGACAUGGAAUCAAGACAAGGUGCCCUAAAGCUUACUUUUCAGCUGCUGAUGAUAUGUAUGAUAGUACACCUGAGUUCAUAGCUGACAGGGAAAAGAUCAAGGAAAAAUAUGAGAAAUUCAAGGAAAGUACAAUGAGAGCCACAGCAAAUGGUUGCCCGGAAGGGAUGGGCAAUGCAAACAGUCGAGAUCACUCGGCUGCUGUUGAGAUGAUAAAUGAGAGUGAGCAAGAAGACUAUGUUGAGAUGCCCCUAGUGGUUUAUGUUUCUCGAGAGAAAAGGCCCUCCUAUUCUCACAAUUUCAAAGCUGGAGCUCUUAACGUCCUGCUUAGGGUGUCGGGUGUAGUAAGCAAUUCACCAUACAUACUAGUGCUAGAUUGUGACACGUACUCCAAUGAUCCAACUUCGGCUAGGCAAGCAAUGUGUUUCCACCUUGAUCCAAAGAUCUCUUCCUCUCUAGCAUUCGUUCAGUUCCCUCAACUGUUCCAUAAUAUCAAUGCAAAUGAUAUAUAUGACAGUGAAAUCAGAAACAAUUUCAGGUUAUGUUUGUAUGGUAUGGAUGGACUAGAGGGUCCAUGCAUGUGUGGUUCAAACUUAUAUGUCAAGAGAGAGGCAUUAUACGACAGGAGAAACAUUCAUAAUGUUGGGGAUCUGAGGCAGCUCAAAAACUCUUUCGGUACUUCUAAUGAGUUCAUCAAGUCCUUGAAACCAGAUUACAAGCCUAGUAGCAUGAGAAGGGAAGGAGAAUCUUCAUUGCUGCAAGAGGCUAAAGUUUUAGCUUCUUGCACGUAUGAAAAUAGCACAAAAUGGGGUAAAGAAGUUGGUUUCCUGUAUGAUACUGUGGUAGAAGAUUACUUCACAGGAUUGACAAUGCACUGCAAAUCCUGGAAAUCAGUUUAUCUUAACCCACCAAGGGCACAAUUCUUGGGCUCUGCAGCUACAAAUUUGGAUGACGCAUUGACUCAAUGCACAAGAUGGAUGACGGGGCUAGUUGGAGUUGGUAUCUCAAAAUUCUGCCCUCUCCUAUAUGGACCACCAAGAAUGUCUUUUCUUCAAAGCAUGUGCUAUGCAGAACUUGCUCUUUUCUCUCUUUUUCAAUCCUUCUCCCUAUGGUGUUUAGCAACUAUCCCUCAACUGUGCCUACUAAGUGGCGUCCCCUUGUACCCUGAGGUUUCAAAUCCAUGCUUUUUCAUUUUCAUAUUUGUUUUUACAUCUGCCAUUGCUAUACAUCUAUUCGAAGUCCUCUAUACCGGGGCCUCGUUCAGGACUAUGAUAAAUGAACAAAGAAUAUGGACCAUAAGGGCAGUUACAUGCUUUACAUAUGGAAGUCUAGAUGCUAUUAUGAAGACUCUCGGAUUAAGGGAGGCUAGUUUCUUGCCCACUAAUAAAGUGGAGGACGAUGAUCAAAUUAAGCUAUACGAGAUGGGCAAAUUUGAUUUCCAAGCUUCGACAAGAUUACUUGCUCCAUUAGCUACCCUAGCAAGCUUGAAUAUGGCAUCAUUUUUCGUGGGCAUAAUUAGAAUGAUUUUUGCAGGGGAUCUUGAUAAGUACCUUUUGCAAGUUCUCCUCUCAUUCUACAUCUUGGCCAUCAAUUACCCUAUAAUUGAAGGGAUGAUUAUAAGAAAAGACAAGGGUCGUAUUCCACCAUUUGUAACCCUGUUGUUUGCGAUGUUUACAAUUAUUCUAUUGGCUUUGGGAUCUGUCGUUUUUUAUUUAUAAAUUCGCCAACUGCUAAGUGUUGAAAACUAUAAAUAGUUUGAGAGAAUAAAUAUGGAGAUUUAUCUGGUCUUUAUUAAGACAAAGUCUGCUUGCAUAGACUAUUUUUGGAUAAAUUUUUAUUAUAACGCGAUGAAUAAGUGAGUGAUACCUGUAUAUUACUAUCUUGAUAUCGGAUAAUUAACAUAUAGUCAAUUAUUUAUUAUGUGAAACUUAUGGCGACAGAGGAACAAGCAAUUAUGGAAUGGGCAUCAUGCUCGCCUUGACAAAACAGUAUUUGCUGCGCUAGAAUUCUUGUGUGACUGGAUAAACGCGAAGCAAAGGUUUGUUCCCAGUAAGUAUACAAGUGAGGAUGCAUCUCAGGUGAUAAAAUAGAAAGCCCCUCCAACAGAAUUUCUGAAAUGCAAUGCACAAGGAAAAACUGGUGUUGGGAAAUCCUCAGAGACCAUUCAGGGACUUUUAUCUGAGGUGCCUCGAUUCUUAUGGAUGGUUAUCAAGUUCAAGAAGCAGAAGCAAUUGGGUUGCGAGAGGCUCUUUCAUGGAUUAUACGGCUCGGGUACUAAAGGGUCAUUUUUGAAUCUGACUCACAGGUUGUUGUUCAAGAUAUUCAGAAUAAAGCUUCAAUGUUUAAUGAAUUUGGCUCUUUGAUAGAAUCCUGUAUUUGCUUACUCUUAUAUGUUCCUUCUUUUUCUAUUGUUUUUGUUAAAAGACAGGCAAAUGAGAUUGCUCACAAAAUAGCUAGAGCGUCUCUGGUUCAUGAUGGGUUUAUGUCUUGGUCUGAACCUCCAACUCUAAGUUUUGUUUUGGCAGUCUGGGUCCUUAUACUUUUAGAUUUAUUUAGUUUAGUCUCUGACAAUUGUAUUUAAUGAAUCCCAUACUUUUAUUUUUAUCA
Ricinus communis (castor bean) is the source of this 4016-nucleotide messenger RNA. Its product is annotated as cellulose synthase-like protein G2. The transcript has 8 exons. Gene Ontology annotation, biological process: plant-type primary cell wall biogenesis; cellulose biosynthetic process. The coding region runs from base 689 to 3127 and encodes 812 amino acids. Lineage: Eukaryota; Viridiplantae; Streptophyta; Magnoliopsida; Malpighiales; Euphorbiaceae. Gene Ontology annotation, cellular component: plasma membrane; trans-Golgi network. Gene Ontology annotation, molecular function: cellulose synthase (UDP-forming) activity; mannan synthase activity. The record is from RefSeq and is a predicted model, not a curated record.